This is a messenger RNA of Juglans microcarpa x Juglans regia, 1475 nucleotides long. RefSeq names its product OVARIAN TUMOR DOMAIN-containing deubiquitinating enzyme 4-like. Gene Ontology annotation, cellular component: cytosol; nucleus. The record is from RefSeq and is a predicted model, not a curated record. Gene Ontology annotation, biological process: protein deubiquitination; endoplasmic reticulum unfolded protein response. Gene Ontology annotation, molecular function: cysteine-type deubiquitinase activity. Bases 311 to 1330 code for a protein of 339 amino acids. NCBI's taxonomy places the organism in Eukaryota, Viridiplantae, Streptophyta, Magnoliopsida, Fagales, Juglandaceae. The transcript has 7 exons.
AGAGAAAGGCCACGUGGUACCGUACUGUGAACGGCGCAUUUCACUCGGAGCUGGACCGAGGGGACGCAGCUGAGAGGUGUGAGGAACUUCUUCCUUACUCGUCUAAAUGAGAAUCAAAGAAGACGUGGCUUCUUUCACAAUCCAGAACUGAAAAUUUUUUCGUCUAUCUAUCUGUGUUUAUUUUUUUGUUUUUUUUUUUUUUUUGGGGAGUUCUAGGGGUUAAGUUCAACAUCGAAAGGUUUUGCAGCCCUUCACACGGAUCAAAUUCUUCACACGUUUUUCUUGUCUGAAUUCAGCAGGUUACGCCAAUAUGCUUAUAUGCUCUCCCAUCAGCACUUCUGCUAAGAGUUUUGUCUACCUGAGUGCUUGUGUUCAAUCACAGAUGGGUAGCAACAUCUGCACUGCAAUUUCCCGUGGACCUUCCAGUUCAUGUUGCUUCUCUGUGUACCCUGGGCAUUCAAAAACAAGCUACAAGAGCUUCUCUGUCUCCAACACAAUAUCUUCUCCACCCAUCCCUGGCCAAACAAUUCAGGGGAGAUGCUUUGGAUCUUUCUUCACCUAUGAAAGAGGAAGCUUCCGAGUCAAAUGUUUAGGUGGUGUUAGAGGACCUCAGAGGGAACACGUUGAAAUUUCAUUGGCAUGCCAAAAUUUAAAUAUUAGGCUUUCUGUCCCGAAAAAAGGAAUGCUGCCUAGAAUCAAGUGCAAUGUGGGGCCAAUCGGUUGGCCACAAGGAUGUGCUUCUGCUGGCUUAAUGUUUGGAUUACUGGUUUGUUAUUCAAGUUCUGAAAUGGCUCGUGCUGAAGCAGCUCGAAAGGAGGAUAAGGAAGAUGAUUGCAAUGAGUCAUAUGUUAAAUUCUCACAUGGGAAAAAAGUCUACACUGACUACUCUGUCAUUGGAAUACCUGGAGAUGGGAGAUGUAUGUUCCGCUCUGUUGCUCACGGGGCUUGUUUACGAUCUGGGAAGCCAGCUCCAAGUGAGAGCUUUCAGAGAGAAUUAGCAGAUGACUUGCGGGCUAGGGUUGCAGAUGAGUUUAUCAAAAGAAGGAAAGAGACGGAAUGGUUUAUUGAAGGAGAUUUUGAGUCAUAUGUUUCCCAAAUAAGGAAGCCACAUGUAUGGGGAGGCGAGCCUGAACUGUUCAUUGCUUCACAUGUUCUCCAGAUGCCAAUUACAGUCUACAUGUACGAUGAAGAUGCUGGUGGCUUGAUAUCCAUUGCGGAGUAUGGCCAAGAGUAUGGCAAGGAAAAGCCAAUUAUGGUUCUCUACCAUGGUUUUGGUCAUUAUGAUGCGUUGCAGAUUCCUGGAAAGAAGGGCGAUAGAUCGAGACUUUAGUUUGUAUAUUCUUGAUAGACAGAAGAGUGGAUGCUGUUUGAAUAAUAUCCAACAAAAGGCAUAUUCAAUCUGCAUCAUUCUCUGUAUUCUACAUGUCAUAAUCAACGAGUCUAAUAAAACAAUCGUGAUAAUAGUGUUAGUGACA